AUGGGAAAUACAAUGCAAGUGGAACAAGCUAUCCAAGAAUACUUUAAUGAAAGGAUAACUCCAACAUUUAAGGCUCUUUUUCGUCAUGUUGGUGAUAUGGUCAAUUACUUUGGCAGUCCAUCUAUUAGAAGAUCUCCAUUAGAUCAAAAAAGAAUGAUACAACCUGAUAUCAUUCACAUGAAAAACGAGUCUGAUUCAGAUAUGCAAUAUCCGGAAAUUGUUUUUGGGAUAGGCGAUUACAAAACGGGAAUAUAUAAAAUGACGCAAGGCUUCGAAGAAUUCAAAACAGCUAUUCUGAACCGAAGAAGGUUGAGACUGAAUUCAAUUGGGAUCUUCUUUCCAGAUAGGGAGUGGUUGCCUAUAGUAUUACUUGAGUUGGCUCUAGGCAAAUACAUCUACCAAGUUUUCCUCUGUGGAACCGAUAGGAUUCUUACUUCAGACCACCAAACAUUUUCAGAGUUCUUUAAGUAUGAAAUUAUGAAUGGCAAGAUGUUCAUAUACUACUGUGUCAUUAAUGGUGCAUAA
Debaryomyces tyrocola is the source of this 525-nucleotide messenger RNA. The record is from the annotation of a GenBank genome assembly. Lineage: Eukaryota; Fungi; Ascomycota; Pichiomycetes; Serinales; Debaryomycetaceae.